AUGAACAAAGCCCUCCUUCUCAAGUGGAAAUGGAGGAUUCUUACGGAGGACAAAGCUAUUUGGAGUGAUGUCUUGUUGUUAAGAUAUCGCGAACCGAAAGUUAAAGUGUUGGCUUACGGUAGGAGGGCUACUAGUUCUAAAGACUCUUUUUGGUGGAGGGAUGUCUUAAACAAUGAUGUGAAGGAUGUCCCAAGUGAGGAGGGUUUCUCGGGAUGCAUUCAUUAUGUUGUCAAAAAAGGUGACUCAAUUUCGUUUUGGUUCGGCUCUUGGCUGGCAGCAGAAUCUCUUAGCUUUCUGUUCUCGGACAUUUUUGCAGCCUGUGUGAACAUUUUCAGCACGGUGGCUGAUGUUUUUUCGUGGGAUAACGACUCUGUUAUUUGGUUGUAUGACAGUAUUGUUGAUGAAGAGAAUCUGGCUCUGUUUUCAGCGGCUUCUUCCUCCUUUUCUGGGCAGUGGCAGCAACUCUGUUCCAUGCUGCAGUCGGCAACUUUUGAGAAGGAUGGCUUUGAUGAAUUCAAGUGGAAACUGAUCUCGGAUGGCCGCUUCACGGUGGCAAGUGUCUCUCUACUGAUUGCGAAUGGCAAAGAGGCUGCGUGGCAUCCAAUUACGCUGAAUUUAAUCAAGAACCAUUUAGAGACCUCCUCUCAUCUAUUUUUUCAGUGUGGUGUGGCGAAGUAUUUGUGGAAGCGGAUUUAUUUGUGGCUAGGGGAGGAUCUCCCUUUUUCGUUAGAAGAAUUUCUGAAGCUUGACAUUGUGGUGGAGAAGGUGAAAACGGUGAAUGCUAGGAAGAAUAUCAUUUCUAUUUGGAUCGCUUCGGUUUGGAGUUUGUGGAAUAUGAGGAACGCAAUGAUUUUUAAAAAAAUUGCGUAUAGUUUCGAAAGCGUGUUUUACAAUGUUAUCUUCCUUUCUUGGUGUUGGUUAGCUAGUUCUAAUCCAAUUAGGUACUGUAGUUUCUAUGAUUGGUAUACUGUUCCUUUGGAUUGCUUCAAAUCUAUUUAG
Messenger RNA from Vicia villosa (hairy vetch), 999 nucleotides. RefSeq lists its product as uncharacterized. NCBI's taxonomy places the organism in Eukaryota, Viridiplantae, Streptophyta, Magnoliopsida, Fabales, Fabaceae. The coding region runs from base 1 to 999 and encodes 332 amino acids. The transcript is spliced from 2 exons. The record is from RefSeq and is a predicted model, not a curated record.